CCCUCCAUACCAGGUGGUGGCGGUAAUGCACCAAUAAGUUGUUUGCCAACCGCGAAUAAACCCAAGAAGAAGAAGAAGAAGAAGAAGGAGGAAGUGAAACCCGGAAGUAAGCGCUCAUUGAAGCAUCGCGUCAAAAGCGAAUCGAGCGAUAAAUGAAAGAGAUUAAACACGCUCGCUUUAUCAUGAGCAGCCAUCUGUGACUUUAUACGCGGUAUCUGAGGAUGCUGGAGUCUAACGCGGAUGCGAUAUCAGAGUAGCAGUCUGGAGAGGUUAUGAACGACGCUGGUGUGUGGCUCCGGAGCGUCUGUGCGUCAGGACUGAUCGACAGCUGAUCUCAGCUUUGUUUUCCGCACCGAGCGUCCGAACAGCAUGUUGAUGAGCGGCUGCUGCUCAUGCGUGUCCUCUGAAGCGGCGUGCUGGGCUUGACGCAGUCGGGAUGUUUCCUAAGAGCUCGCUGACGGCUCUGAUCGUGGGGCUCUUCCUCCUCUACGUGCUGCACACGUGCUGGGUCAUGUACGGGAUCGUGUACACCAAACCCUGCGAAAACCCCCAAAGUGACAGCUGCAUCUCCCCCUACCUGGCCGCAAAACCUCGACUGCAGCUCAGCGUCUACACUGCAUUAAGACCCAAUGCUGAUGGUGGACACAGUCUGAUCCACAGAGAGGAAGAGUUUGAUGUCAACACCAGGUUUGAGAGGUUAGUUAAUGUGUCUUUGCCGAAGAAGACCCGUAAAAAUGGGACGCUGUACGCCAUGGUGUUCCUCCAUCAGGCAGGAGUCUCGCCGUGGCAGGAUCCACAUCAGGUGCAUUUAGUCACGCAACUGACCACAUACAUGCUCCCCAAACCUCCAGAGAUCAGCCUGAUCACGGGGCAGGACGAGCCGCAGAAACCGGACCAGCAGAAGCAGAGUAGCGACUCUGAGCUGGACCGGCCCGUUUCUCACUGGCGUUCCCGUCUGACGGUGAAUGUGGUGUCCGAGAACUUCCAGUUUGAUCGAGAGGCGCUUCCUGGAGACGUGCACCGCUACAUGAGAGUGCAUUUAGUCACGCAACUGACCACAUACAUGCUCCCCAAACCUCCAGAGAUCAGCCUGAUCACGGGGCAGGACGAGCCGCAGAAACCGGACCAGCAGAAGCAGAGUAGCGACUCUGAGCUGGACCGGCCCGUUUCUCACUGGCGUUCCCGUCUGACGGUGAAUGUGGUGUCCGAGAACUUCCAGUUUGACCGAGAGGCGCUUCCUGGAGACGUGCACCGCUACAUGAGAAUUGCUGAACACUGCUUCACUGAAAAGGAUGCUGAUGAAAUCAAGGGGAUAUUUGUGGACACCAAUCUGUAUUUCCUCGCUCUCACCUUCUUUGUGGCCGCCUUCCAUCUUUUGUUUGAUUUUCUGGCUUUCAAAAAUGACAUCAGUUUCUGGAAACACAAGAAGAGCAUGGUUGGGAUGUCCAGUAAAGCAGUGCUGUGGAGGUGUUUCAGCACCGUUGUGAUCUUCCUGUAUCUGCUGGAUGAGCAGACCAGUCUGCUGGUUCUGCUUCCUGCUGGGAUCGGCUCUUUGAUCGAGGUGUGGAAAGUGAAGAAGGCUUUUAAAAUACACGUCGUAUGGAGGGGCUUGACUCCCACGUUCCUGUUUGGGAAGCUUGAUGAAUCUGAGAAACGAACCGAGGAAUAUGACACGCUGGCGAUGAAGUAUCUGUCUUAUCUGCUGUAUCCUCUGUGUAUCACCGGGGCGGUUUACUCUCUUGUGUUUGUCAAGUACAAAAGCUGGUACUCCUGGAUUAUUAACAGUUUAGUCAAUGGGGUGUACGCCUUUGGAUUCCUCUUUAUGCUGCCUCAACUCUUUGUAAAUUACAAGCUGAAAUCCGUCGCUCAUCUUCCCUGGAAAGCCUUUAUGUACAAGGCUUUUAAUACGUUUAUCGAUGACGUUUUUGCAUUCAUCAUCACGAUGCCCACGUCACAUCGGCUAGCGUGUUUCAGAGACGACGUGGUGUUCCUCGUGUACCUCUAUCAGAGAUGGCUCUAUCCAGUGGACAAAGCCAGAGUGAACGAGUACGGCGUGUCUUACGAUGAAAAGCCCAAAGGAAAAUCCCAUAAAGACUGACAUGGUCACAGCAGAACAGCUCAGCAUCAUCUUAAGAUCAGUUCAUGGAUUCAAUAACAAAAGACCAAAGCACAUUUGUCUAUCUGGGCUCAGUUGUGCUCUGCUAGUCAGAGAAAUGUAACCGGCUCGACUGAGACACGCGCGUGUGCAGCGUCCCGCAGUGCAAACGGUUGCUGUAUCUCGUUGAAUUAUAGGAUGAGAAGUCAAAUAUGAAAAGCUUGGUUUAAUUUGACAAUGUAUUUUGAUGGGACCUUUAAUUCAGUCUCAGAUAGUGUUUUGAAAUUAAGACCAUAUCACAAGGGUGCCAAAAAGACCAGAGUUUCAGAUGAAUUAUCAGAUUUGCUUUGAAUAUGGAUUCAUUUUAGUAACGUGACUGUUGGUUGUGUGUUCAGCGAGAAUGGUGUACGUUUGUUUUUGUGUUUCAUUCCAUUAAAAGUGUUUCUGCUUAAUCGCAGAGGCUUCAUUAAACAGUUUAU
Molecule: messenger RNA, 2574 nt
Organism: Sinocyclocheilus grahami
Lineage: Eukaryota; Metazoa; Chordata; Actinopteri; Cypriniformes; Cyprinidae
Product: cleft lip and palate transmembrane protein 1-like protein
Exons: 18
Coding region: 437-2098 (553 amino acids)
Cellular component (GO): membrane; endomembrane system
Source: RefSeq, a predicted model, not a curated record